CUUCUUCUUGCAUUAGUACCCCCUACCGUUACCGAAUUCAAAUUCGUUACUCGUCUUUGGAAACAUUCAACGAUCGUACCCGCGAAAUGUCCAUAAGUUAUUCCAUCUCUCCCGUCGAUGAUUAUAAAAUACGCUCGUCAGCCUAACCGACCGCCUUUUACGUAUAAGAGGGCGUUCGAGUACUAACCUCUGAAUCGAGGAAGGAAAUUGAUGGGCUUGGUGCUGCAGUUAGCGUCGGUGUGCGUAAAAUGGCGGACGGUGACAUUGAUUUGUACGCCGAUGAUCUCGAGCAAGAUUUCGCGCAGGACGAAUUUGCGGGUGACGGAGUGGAUUUGUACGACGAUGUAAUCGCAGCUCCAGCAGGCGGUAAUGGUGGUGUUUCCAGUGGGAAUACUGGGGAUGGAGGCGGUGAUACUACAUCCACAAAUGAGGAAACUAAUGGGAAUGCACCUUAUCAUCAGCUUGGAAACAACAUCCAACCUAAUCAAAUAGGAAGACGUCAUCAACUAUACGUUGGCAAUUUAACUUGGUGGACGAGUGAUCAAGACAUAACUGAUGCGGUCCAAAGUAUUGGUGUAUCUGAUUUUGUUGAAGUAAAGUUCUUUGAAAAUAGAGCAAAUGGACAAUCUAAAGGUUUCUGUGUAAUUUCUCUGGGUUCAGAACAAAGCAUGAGAAUUUGUAUGGAAAGAUUACCUAAAAAAGAAUUACAUGGUCAGAAUCCAGUUGUAACAUUUCCGACGAAGCAAGCUUUAAAUCAGUUCGAAUCUCAAUGCAAGACACGACCAGCACCUGCUCCCCAGCAAAGUCAGAGUCAACGUCCUCAUAAUCCGCACCAACAUCAGCCACCUAUGCCACCUCAUCAACAACAUCCACAACAUCCACAACAUCCUCAACAUUCUCAACAAAAUCAUGGUCCUAGAAUGAUGAUGGGCCCUCCACAGGGUGUCAGACCACAAAGAAUGCCACCACCAGGUAUGGGGCCACCUGGACCUGGUGGGCCUGGUCAACAAGGUCCGCCUCGAAUGCAUGGACCACCUAUGGGUCCAGGUCCUGGACCACACCAUCCUUUACCUGGACAUCCUAAUCAAGGUCCACCUCCACCAGGAUAUCAGCAAGCGCCAUGGAAUGGUCCUAGACCAAAUGGUCCACCUGGACCACCAAGAGGUCCUAGUGGACCUGGUGGCCCACCACAGCAAGGACCUCCAGGACCCGGACCUGGACAGCACAGACCACCAGGCAUGAGUUGUACUAGAGACCUUUCAGAAGCCAGUUUUCAUAUAUCACAGCAAUUUCAUGGUGGUCCACCUGGACCCCCUGGUCAGGGUCCUCCUCGUGGACCACCUGGACAUCCUGGAGGACCUCCAGGUGACCCUAGGGGUGCUCAACCACGACCAGAAUGGAAUCGACCACCAGGAAUGCAUCAUGGGCCUCAGGGACCACCAGGUUUCCCUCAACAUCAACAUAUGCAAGGCCCACAACCUGGCCAAGGGCCACCACAGAGAGGACCUCCUCCAGGUUCUAUGGGUGGAAUGUUACCAGGUCCGGGCGGCCCUCCACCUGGACAUGGCGGACCACCUCAGGGACCACCUCAAGGACCUCCAGGAGGGCCGGCACCGCAUGUAAAUCCAGCAUUUUUCCCACAAGGACCACCUCAUCAACAUCCAGGACAACAUCCUCCAGGUCCUCCUGGUCCUCCUCAUGGUCCGCCUCAUGGUCCGCCUCAUGGACCACCCCAUGGUCCACCCCAUGGGCAACCGCAUGGACCACCGCAUGGACCACCGCAUGUACCACCGCAUGGCUACGGGCCACCUGCAGCACAGCCACCUUAUGGUGCGCCAGGACCUGAUCAUCGUCCUGAAGGUCCUCCUCCGCUUACGGAUCAAGAAUUUGAAGAAAUAAUGGGACGCAAUAGAACAGUGUCCUCUUCUGCUAUAGCCAGAGCAGUAUCGGAUGCUGCGGCUGGAGAAUAUGCAAGCGCCAUUGAAACCUUAGUUACUGCAAUUUCUUUAAUAAAACAAUCUAAAGUAGCUGCAGAUGAUAGAUGCAAAAUAUUGAUCAGUUCGCUUCAAGAUACUCUGCGAGGUGUUGAAACAAAGAGUUAUGGUUCUGCUCGCAGAGAACGUUCUCGUUCGCGAGAUAGAGAACGUAGUCAUAGAAGACGCCGUGAACGAUCUAGAAGUCGUGAUCGAGAAUAUAGAGAACGUAGCAGGGACAGAGAUAGAGAACGAGAUAGAGAACGUGAUCGUGAAAGAGAAAGAGAUCGUGACCGUGAUAGGGAACGUUAUUAUAGUGAACCGUAUCCCCGAGAAAGAUCACGCAGCAGAGAGAGAGACCGUGAUCGAGAGAGAGAUCGGGAAUACAGAGAGAGAAGCAGAGAAGAAAGUUAAAAAUUGGUCAACUCGCAAAUCAUCCCAUAUGGGGUACAUACAGUACAGCUCAAGUGUAUAAACUCAUGUGCAACACAACAUACGUCUUAAGCAAGAAACCUAAGCAUAUGUUGAUAUUUGGAAUAGUGAUCAUUCCAAGAUUAUUUAAGUGUUCUUGCUCUUCAGAUAAAGAAAAAAAAAAGAACGUUGACAAUUCUCAAAAAUACUUAGGAAAACUUUAUUAAACCCAAAAAUAAUGGAAUAUUGAAAAAUUUCAUGAAACUGCAUUGUGAGUUAUAAUACAUGAAAAUCAUAACUUAUGAUUAAAUUCAACAUAGUGGGUUUGUUUACUUAUUGAAAAAAGUCAAGUUCUAAUAUUUAAAAUCUUGAAAAGAAAAUAUUAUGUGUGUGUUAUUUUACACAACUAAUGACAUAUAUAAAAAAAUUGAUCUUAAAGUCUAUAAGUCAUCAAUACAAAUGUGAAAGAGAAAUUUAGAAAAAAAUUAGCAUUUAAUUGUAUUAUAAAUAUGUUACUUUAAACACAAUGACUUUUUUAUAAGUCAGUGUUAGUACUUUGAAUGAAUGAUUUUCAGCAUUUGUGAACUUCUCAUCAAUGUGUUUGUUGUUGAGUGUAAGAGUAUUAUAUACUCGGUUAUAAUAGGAUUGAAAGUAUUAAACAUGAUAUUUAAAAUAUUCUAAAAAUACAUCGCAUAUAUGUCAAAUUCCGGCUGAUUAAUUAAAUUUCAUAUUUAUUUUCAUAUUUAUUUUUUAUUAGGAAGAUAAAAUCACAUUAUAUGAAUGUAUUGUUAAAUUUUGACAUGUAUUGUUAAAAAUUGAUAAAGAUCAACAGCCAGAAUUUGAUAGUACAAAAUAUUUCUUUGGUGUAUUGGCCAAUUGAUACUUGUCGAAUCGAUUUUCUUAUUAUGUACCUAUGGUAUAUAAAAUAAAACAGUAUAUACCUUAAACUGUAAUAUAAUUAGUAUUAAGUUACUAAACAAUAGAUUAUAUAGAUGACCAAGUUAGAAAUCAAACUUCUUCAUUUUAAUGUACAACCGUUUGAAUUUUUUUAAAAGCAAUUUGCGUUUGUAGGAAAAAGUUCAUAUUUUUUUCUACAGUAUGAAUUUUAUUCAUAUGUUGACAAGAGAUUAUUUAAUAUGAAUAGAAAUCGGAAAUAUUCCAUAUAAUUCUGUAUAGAAGCGGAUUUUUAUUUCUAUUUUUAAUGUGAUUCCGCAUUUUUCGAGUGUCAUUAAAUAUGUGAAAUAUUAGUACCAUUGUAGCAAAUAAAUUUAAUAAUGCGGUGAAAUAAUAUAUACAUUCAUGGUAGUACUUCUUGGUAAGAUAUAUUUUGAUAUAAAUGUAUAAUCUCUCGAUUUAGAGUGUGUGUAUAUACAUAUAUAUAUAUUUAUAUUUAUAUAUAUAUUUUAUUAUAUUUAUAUUUAGAUAUAUAUAAUUUAUAUAUAUAAAUAUUUAUAUAUAUAAACAAAUAAAAAUUUAAAUGCAAUGAACAUUUCGAAAAAA
Molecule: messenger RNA, 3884 nt
Organism: Vespula vulgaris
Lineage: Eukaryota; Metazoa; Arthropoda; Insecta; Hymenoptera; Vespidae
Gene: Cpsf6
Product: cleavage and polyadenylation specificity factor subunit 6
Exons: 12
Coding region: 249-2387 (712 amino acids)
Biological process (GO): mRNA alternative polyadenylation
Cellular component (GO): mRNA cleavage and polyadenylation specificity factor complex
Molecular function (GO): mRNA binding
Source: RefSeq, a predicted model, not a curated record